Nymphaea colorata (pocket water lily) is the source of this 1688-nucleotide messenger RNA. Its product is annotated as transcription factor PCL1-like. Lineage: Eukaryota; Viridiplantae; Streptophyta; Magnoliopsida; Nymphaeales; Nymphaeaceae. Gene Ontology annotation, biological process: regulation of DNA-templated transcription. The transcript is spliced from 2 exons. Gene Ontology annotation, molecular function: DNA binding; DNA-binding transcription factor activity. Bases 381 to 1370 code for a protein of 329 amino acids. The record is from RefSeq and is a predicted model, not a curated record. Gene Ontology annotation, cellular component: nucleus.
GACGCUCGGACCGGGCUGCGUGGCCAUUGUUGGUGCACUUUUUCUGCCUGGAACAAAGCGUUAAAUCUAGAUAGAAUCUGCUCAGAAAGAUAUUUCCACUCGCUCAAUCGCUCCCUUUCUUUCUUUCUCUCUCUCUCUCUCUCUGGUUUCAUUCAUCCGAUCAUUAGAUGGAAGCUGGAUUUAUAUAUGGUUUUGUUCUUUCUGUGAAUCUGAACGAGACCAUCGCUCGCUUUUUUGCCCAAUUUUUGCAGUGAAUUUGAGCGUUUGACCGUGUGGGCAGCGUCUGAAUAAGGGGAAGGGAGAGCCCUAGCCCUUGAACUCCGAUUGGUGUCGGUUAGAUCGUAGAAGGCUUGGUUGGUGGCGGUGUUUCUGGUUCCUGGAUGGGAGAAGAUGAGGAAAUGGUCGAUUUUGAUGCCGCGCAGGAGAGGGUGGUGGACUGGGAGCAGGGUUUGCCGACCUUAGAGGAUUUGACGCCCCUCUCGCAGACGCUGAUCCCGCCGGAGCUCGCUUCGGCGUUCAGCAUCACGCUGGAUCCUUGUCGGACCAUGCUGGAUGUGAACCGUGCUUCCCAAAACACUAUCACGAGGCUCCGGCGCCGUGCCGACCCGCUCUCUGAAAAUCUGAAAUCUCUUCCUUCGUUUUCGAUGCGUAAUGGCUCGUUCGAUCCCGAGGGUGAGGAUGGUGGUAGUGGUGGUGAUCCAUGUUCCCCCCAGGAGGAUGAUGAUGAAGCCACCAAAGGCCGCAGCUAUUCAGACAGAGAGGCGGACAUGGCGUUUAGAGCCGAGAAUUCGAACGACGAUCCGUCGGCCAGGGCGCUGAAGAGGCCGCGGUUGGUCUGGACUCCUCAGCUGCACAAGAGAUUUGUUGAUGUUGUUGCUCAUUUGGGCAUCAAGAAUGCGGUGCCAAAGACAAUUAUGCAAUUGAUGAACGUCGAGGGCUUGACAAGGGAGAAUGUGGCCAGCCAUCUUCAGAAGUAUCGGUUGUAUCUCAAAAGGAUGCAGGGCUUCCCCAAUGAAGGGCCUUCUUCUUCAGAUCAGCUCUUUGCGUCGACUCCUGUGUCCAAUAAUGUUGCAGGACCAUCUUUCUUGGCCGGUCACCGUGAAGAAUCAUCAGGCGCUAUGCCCAUUCCGGUGCCUUAUGGUGCACCUUUCGUCUCAAUGCCUGUUAUAGGGAUGCCGCAUGGCCAUGGCACUGUGGCAAUGCCUGUAAAUCCCCCUCCACAGAAUGGGUUUGCGGCUCACCCAUAUAACGCCUACGGUAGAAAUCUUGUCCCGCAGAGAAUGUCAUCUGGGGAGCAGCACAGAGAUUGGUCAUAUAACAAGUUUGAGACUGUUAUGCGGUAUUCUCAUGUUACACCUAACAAUAAAUGAAGAGAUCGUUGGCCGUUUGCCGUGCGUCCAGAUCCUCUAUAAAUUUCUUAGUGCUGAUUCUUGGUGUAACCUUUCACUGAUAAAAAGCAUAGCAUCAGAAAUUCCUAUGUCGAAUCUGUACCUGAAAUUGAAAGAGCAAAUUUUCAGUAUUGAUCCCUUGUAACGUUUUUUAUUGCAUUAAAUGAAAUCGAUGUCAAGUGCCUUAUGUAUUCCAAUACCUGUGUAUUAUGGUCCGUUACAGGCCUCAUCUCCAUAAUUUCCAAGUAUUAGCAGAAAUUUUUGGAUCUUGACCUUUUCAAGAUUGUUUUCAUCUAUGCA